AUAAAUAGUUGCAUCACGCCAGGUGUUCCCACUUUGCUUCUCAUAUACCACUGCUACACUGCGGAGAAGUCUGCUAAGUUGGAUCGAGCAGUUGGAAAAAUGUUGCAAUCUCAGCAGGUAUCAUCACUGGAGCGGAAAAAAUAUGAACAGGUCAGGCGAUUUAGCCACGUUCGUGCACAAAAAAAAAAAUAAUAAUAAAAACAUAAUAAAAUAUGAUAAAAUAAAAAUAAAUAAUAUAUCCAGGUAGGAGAUGGGCAAACGAAUAAACUUGCCUGAAAACCGUGCAUAGAAACAUACGUACUACCAAACAACCUCGCUCACCCGCGUCAAAACUCCGAACGCCAGUCCUGUAUAAUCGCCACUACAAUGACAAAUGACGCAGCGCUUCGGAAAAAAAAAAAAGAUCGCAAUUCUCCCCCAAAGUGAGAAUUACCAAAGGGUACCACUGCUGAGGUUAUUCCCACCCCCUGAACCCAAAACAACUGUCGUAAGGAAAUGUCGAAGUAUAGAGCCCCCCUCCCUCCGUACAAUUUCAAAAGCAAAAUAGAGAAAAUCGACGAGGAGUUCCGCAGGAGUGGCACCUUCAGAAGGAUAAACAACCGCAAGAACAAUGAAAUCAGGGAUAUGUUCAUAAAACUGGGGACCGAUGGAUAUUCUGACGCGUCCUGUUUUUACUCACUGGGAAAUACCAAAAUAUUGGCACUCAUAUAUGGACCGAAACCCGACUCCAAGAAUGCAACUUACGACAAGGGAAAGGUCUUUCUGGAUAUCAAAAGUUUGAAUAUGAAUGACGAUAGGGCCAAAGACGAGAGCGAUGAAAAUAUAAAGAACCUGCUACUAGAAUGCGUUUCGAGCGUUAUUCUGCUGAACCAGUACCCACAGUGCUCCAUUAACAUAAAGUGCCUAAUCAUUCAGAACGAUGGAGGCUGUCUGAGUGCCACCCUGACGUGCAUAUCGCUUGCAUUAAUCAAUGCCCAAAUUAAAAUGCGGGACAUGAUCGUUUCCGUAAAUGUGAAUUCAAUCAUUUGCCCAAACACGAAGAGAGUGUUUCAUCUUGUGGACGUGGACAGUUUGGAGGAAAAAUACUACAGAGGGAAAUACGACACGAACAGCAUAACCCUGGGGAUAUGCCUGAACCUCAGAACAGUGUGCUUCUUUCAUGGGUCCGGGAAUUCCUUUAACAGCAAAACGUUGUCCGAGAUUAUCAGCUACGCUGAAUGUGCAUGCAGAUCCCUGGGGUGCGAAAUAAAGACGGUAUUAAAAAACUACAUGGCGAAGAAGCACGAAAUUUCGUGCGGUUAG
Messenger RNA from Plasmodium coatneyi, 1302 nucleotides. RefSeq lists its product as uncharacterized. Gene Ontology annotation, biological process: poly(A)-dependent snoRNA 3'-end processing; nuclear mRNA surveillance; U4 snRNA 3'-end processing. The record is from RefSeq and is a predicted model, not a curated record. Gene Ontology annotation, cellular component: nucleolus; cytoplasmic exosome (RNase complex); nuclear exosome (RNase complex). The coding region runs from base 496 to 1302 and encodes 268 amino acids. The transcript has 9 exons. NCBI's taxonomy places the organism in Eukaryota, Apicomplexa, Aconoidasida, Haemosporida, Plasmodiidae.